GUAGUUUUCACCCUUAAUAUGUCUAUAUAUGUAUCACUAGCUUUCAUUGCAUUCUAAUACUCAUGGAGGAAGAAAACCCAAACCCGCACCCGCACCCGCAGCCUGAGAAACUUCUUGGAAUGGCCUUAAUGGAGCUUAAGACGCAGCAGGCGAUUGUGUUCCCGUUGGGGGCAAUGAACUUGCUAUGGUUUGCCAAGCUAGCGAUAACUACGGCGUUUCUUGGUCGACUUGGUGAACUUGAGUUAGCUAGUGGGUCACUCGGGUUCAUGUUUGCAAACGUGACCGGUUUCUCAAUCUUGAACGGUUUAUGUGGUGCCAUGGAGCCCAUUUGUGGUCAAGCUUAUGGAGCCAACAACUUCAAGCUACUUCACAAAACUCUUGUAAUGAUGGUUUGUUUGCUCCUACUAACAUCACUCUUUUCUUGCUUCUUGUGGCUAAAUGUUGAUCAAAUCUUGAUUCAUUUUGGCCAACAAGAAGAUAUCUCUAUCGAAGCAAAGAAGUAUUUGUUUUGUCUCCUUCCUGAUUUGAUCGUUACGUCGUUCUUGUGCCCUCUUAAAUCCUACUUGACUUCACAAAGCAUGACCAUCCCUAUCAUGUUAACCUCGGCUCUCGCAGUGGUUCUCCAUGUACCGGUUAACAUUGUCCUUGCAAAAACUAGAGGUUUUGAAGGCAUUUCAAUGGCCAUAUGGAUCACCGAUCUUGUGGUAGUCAUUCUACUAGCGGUCUAUGUGGUGGUGGUUGAGUUCCGAAAGGGUGGAACAUGGAAAGAAGGUGGGUGGUGUGAACACCGGUUCGAAGACUGGGUUCAGUUGCUAAAACUUUGUGGUCCAUGUUGCCUUACUACAUGCCUUGAAUGGUGGUGCUAUGAAAUUUUAGUCUUGCUAACCGGAAAGCUCCCGAAUGCUAAACAAGUGGUUAGCAUAAUCGCGAUUGUGCUCAACUUUGAUUACUUGCUUUUCGCUAUAAUGCUUUCGUUAGCCACAUGUGCAUCCAUUCGUGUUUCAAACGAGCUCGGUGCAAACCAAGCCGGACCCGCCUACAAAGCGGCUUAUAUCUCAUUGACGUUGGGCUCCGUUGCAGGGUUAGUUGGUGGGUUAGUCAUGGUGUUAGCUAGAGGCACAUGGGGUCGUCUAUUUAGCCAUGAUAAGGCGAUCGUGAGAGGCGUCGGGAAUGCAAUGUUGUGGAUGGCUUUGCUAGAGGUGGUGAAUUUCCCAUUGGCGGUUUGUGGCGGGAUUGUGAGGGGAACCGCUAGGCCGUGGUUGGGGAUGUAUGCAAACAUCGGCGGCUUCUACCUAUUAGCAUUGCCUUUAGGUGUGGUUUUAGCUUUUAAGGUUCAUAUGGGACUCCAAGGAUUGUUGAUAGGUUUCAUAGCCGGCGUUUCGGGUUGUUUGAUGUUGCUAUUAGUGUUCAUUUCAAGGAUUAAUUGGGCCGAGGAAGCCGAUAAGGCACAAAGAUUUGCCGCUCCGGAGUAUGUUAAAGAUGAAAACAUUGCCAAAACAUGAGCAAAAUGUGUAAACUUUCAUCAAGAUUGUACAUUAAAGAUUGUAGUAUUUUUCAUGAUUUUUUCCA
Messenger RNA from Helianthus annuus (common sunflower), 1569 nucleotides. RefSeq names its product protein DETOXIFICATION 56. The coding region runs from base 63 to 1502 and encodes 479 amino acids. Gene Ontology annotation, molecular function: xenobiotic transmembrane transporter activity; antiporter activity. The transcript has a single exon. Gene Ontology annotation, cellular component: membrane. NCBI's taxonomy places the organism in Eukaryota, Viridiplantae, Streptophyta, Magnoliopsida, Asterales, Asteraceae. The record is from RefSeq and is a predicted model, not a curated record. Gene Ontology annotation, biological process: xenobiotic detoxification by transmembrane export across the plasma membrane.